This is a messenger RNA of Lactuca sativa (garden lettuce), 1020 nucleotides long. RefSeq lists its product as uncharacterized. Lineage: Eukaryota; Viridiplantae; Streptophyta; Magnoliopsida; Asterales; Asteraceae. The record is from RefSeq and is a predicted model, not a curated record.
AUGAAUAAGACAUCAAAUGAUCCUUUCUUAAGUAAGUUAUGUGUUGAUGAUGAUGAUGAAAACAACAUUGUAGAUGAUGACAAUGGGAGAGAAGUUGAAGUUAACAUACAAACUCAUUUUAUUUUUAAUGAGCCAUUACACUGGAAAAAACAAAAACCUAUUAUAUGGAUGGGAUUUAAGGUUCCAAGGAAAAGACGUUUGGUGAGGUGUAGCAAGGGUGCUUGCACAUUUAGAUUAUGGGCUUCUUGGAUGAGUGAUGAAGAGAGUUUUCAAAUCAACUCACUAAAAGUUGAUCAUAGUUGUGCUAGGAACUUCAAGUUUGGAUCAUUGGUGACAUAUGCAUGGAUUGGGAGUCACUAUGCCAAAGAGAUUGUACAAAGUCAGAAAAUAAGUGUAAGGAAGCUUAGGGUAAAGGUAAUGGACAAGUUUGGUAUCCAAUUUAGUAUGGGGCAAUGUAGAAGAGAAAAGAAGUAUGCAUUGAAUCUUGUUGAAGGUAGCCUUGUUGAACAUUAUGGCAAGCUAUGGUCAUAUGGUCAUGAGAUUUUAAGGACAAAUCCUGGGUCAAUUGUGAAACUAGAUAUGAGGAUGGUCCAGAUGGAAAGAAAUAUUUUAGGGGAAAUGAUUUGUGCUAUUGGGAGGGAUGUAAAUGACAAGAUAUAUCCUAUUGCUUGGGUAGUGGUUAAUGUGGAGAACAAGCAGAAUUAUAAGUGGUUUUUAGAGCUUCUCAUUGACGAUCUAAACUUGAAUUUAGGCAAUGAUUUCAGUUUAAUGUCAGACCAACAUAAGGGUUUGAUAGAGGUUGUUAAAGAGUUGUUGCCAUAUGUAGAGCACAGACAGUAUGCUAGACAUAUUUGCCAGAAUUUGCAGAAGAGAUUCAAUAGUGUCAUAUAUCAUACCUUGCUUUGGAGAGCAUCUAAAGCCACAACUGAGCAUGCUUUUAAAGUUGUGAUGAAGGAAAUCGAGACAUUGAACCCAGAUGCCCAUCAAUAUCUCAUGGAGAAAGAUCCCAAAACAUGGUAA